AUGGUCCGUUUAACCGCAGAUCUGAUCCUCGAAUCGCCGCAGUAUUUCAACGCGGUGCGAGAACGAGAGAUCGACUUAAGAGGGAAUAAGAUCGCAGUUAUUGAGAAUCUCGGAGCCACAGAGGACCUAUUUGACAGCAUCGACCUGUCGGACAACGAGAUAGUGAAGCUGGAGGGGUUCCCUCUUCUGCGGCGGCUCUCCACUCUGCUGCUCUGCAACAACCGCAUCACCCGCAUCAGCCCGCAGCUAGCCCAACUCCCCAAGCUGCAGACACUCGUUCUCGCCAACAAUCGCCUCACCAACCUAGCGGAUCUCGACCCGCUGGCAUCCCUGGCGCACUCCCUCACCUCGCUCUCCCUCCUCGACAACACGGUUGUCAAGAAACCCAAAUACCGCCUCUACGCCAUCCACUUGCUUCCCAAGCUGCGACUGCUCGACUUCCGAAAGGUCAAGCUCAAGGAGAGGCAAGAGGCGGAGGCAACAUUUGGGAAAGACCGAGCAGCAGCAGCAGCAGCCAAGCGUGUAUCAGCUAACACGUUUGUUCCCGGGGAGGCCCUGGCAGAAGCAGGGGGGGCAGGAGCUGGAGGGGAGGGAGCAGCAGCAGCUGGUGGUGCUGGUGGUGAUGGUGGGAAGGAGGGAAGGGAGGGGGCUGCUGCAACAGCAGUAGCUGCAAAAGGGCCAACACCCGAGCAGAUCACAGCAAUCAAGGUGAAGGUUCCUCCCAUGUGUGAGGGUGAAGGUCCCUUCCAUGUCUGA
Molecule: messenger RNA, 756 nt
Organism: Closterium sp. NIES-65
Lineage: Eukaryota; Viridiplantae; Streptophyta; Zygnematophyceae; Desmidiales; Closteriaceae
Source: the annotation of a GenBank genome assembly